This is a messenger RNA of Colossoma macropomum (tambaqui), 1090 nucleotides long. It is a transcript of the gene mrpl12, whose product is annotated as mitochondrial ribosomal protein L12. The record is from RefSeq and is a predicted model, not a curated record. Gene Ontology annotation, cellular component: mitochondrial large ribosomal subunit; ribosome. The coding region runs from base 131 to 715 and encodes 194 amino acids. Lineage: Eukaryota; Metazoa; Chordata; Actinopteri; Characiformes; Serrasalmidae. The transcript has 5 exons. Gene Ontology annotation, biological process: translation; mitochondrial transcription. Gene Ontology annotation, molecular function: structural constituent of ribosome.
GGUAGGUCAGGGAAAGAGAGCGGAGGACGCCAUGUGCUUUUGAGCGAGAGGGAGCCGGGGGUCUGGAGGCAGCAGCGGGAGCGAUCUGAUCACAGAAAGGGCGGAAUAACAGGGGCAGGUUUUAGUUAACAUGUACUGCACACUGCACUGCAUCCGGACAUCGCUGCGGGUGGCCGCUCAGGCGCACGGACAUCAUCUUCCAGCACCGGCCCUGUGUGCCCUGAGGACACUCAGGACCAGUCCUGCCAGUCUGACCAAUGCCAUCGCUACCCCCCCUUUAGAUGGAGCCCCCAAACAAUACUCGCCUAAAAUCCAGCAACUGGUCAAUGAUAUAUCCAGUUUGACCCUUUUAGAAGUGUCUGAUCUCAACGAGCUGCUCAAGAAAACCCUCAAUAUUCAGGAUGUAGGAAUGAUGCCCAUGGGGGCAAUGGCUGCAGUGCCAUCUGCAGGAGCAGCUUCGGCAGCAGAAGAAGACGCAGCCCCAGCAAAGAAAGAGAAAACUCAUUUCACAGUGAAACUGACAGAGUUAAAGGCAGAGGAUAAAGUCAAACUGAUUAAGGAAGUGAAGAACUGUAUUCAGGGCUUGAAUCUAGUACAGGCCAAGAAGCUUGUUGAAUCCCUGCCUCAGGAGAUCCGGGCCAACGUUUCCAAAGAAGAGGCGGAAAAGCUGAAGACGGCGCUGGAAGCAGCAGGUGGCACUGUGGUUCUGGAGUAGACCCUGCACCUCUUCAAUACUGUCUUGUCUUUUUUUUUGUUUUUUUUUUUACACAUCAAAGGUGACCAGAAUGGAAAACAAGUAAUGCCUUUAAACAUUACCCCACGAUCUGCCAGUGACUGUCUGGGUGUGAGAACUCACAGACUGGACUUUAGCAGGCACUGGGCCUGCGCACACUCACCACCCAGUCAUCGGCUUUGUCUGUCUGCCUGAUAGCUGUAAGCAUAGAGCUACAGAUGUGAUGGCCUGGGCAGUUCAGAUGGAGUUCUGCCUGUAUGUCUGUGUCUGUUUCAUAGGGCAUGGGGACAUAUGCCUUAGACAGAGGGGCACGGUUGCCAUUGCCUGUGGUUAAAUAAAUAUGUCAUAUAAUACUGU